AUGUACUUGAUGUGGUUUGAGCGAAUCAGGGCUUUGGGUGGUCGCUGGGCCCCACGGAUCGCCGCGAAGGUCAUACAGUCAGGCAGUCGUCGCGCAGUCAUGCUCGGGAACACCAUCGUCCUAUGUCUGCUCCUCGGUCCAACAUCUAUACUCGCAAUCGGGGAAAAUGCGAUGGACCUCAAUACAAUAACGGGUAUCAUUGGUGGUAUAGGACGAAUGCUGGAAACGAGUGUUGACACUAUUAAUGUACCGUCCGAGUUAAUAAUGGGCCGGUGGUUCCAGAUGUAUAAAGCAGCAAUCAACUUCGAUGUGUUCCGUACGCAAAUGUUUUGUCCUGUUGCCUAUUUUUCGCCGAAUCCCAUAAUGGGAGAGGAUGGGUUUUCGAUGGAAGAAGCCUACAGAACGGUGUCAAAGACCGGACCAAUUGAGACCUACAAAAGAGACAUGAACAAAGUAGGACCCGGCCAGUACUGGAUGUAUACCGAAGAGUACUUUUAUCCCAGACAAUUCUAUAUUAUUGCCGCUGGUCCUGCCUUUGACAAUGAAACGAGAAAAGCUGAUGAACCACUUCAGUACAUGGUAGUGACAGAUGCCAACCGCCUGUCACUCAUGGUCUACUCGCGAGAUCCCCACAUUUUCUUCCAGACGUGCGUACACGUGUUUUGCUCGGAAUUUCUUACCGGAAAGGUCAAUUCUGAUCAGUAUCUUUUCUUCUCUUGCGAUUGGGGAAAUCAAGUUUUUAGCCCUGAUGCAAUGACGGCGCUGACCCCUUCCCCCUUUAGUUCGUCCGCAUACCGAAUUACGCAACGUUGCACUUGCGAACUGAAGACGUUGCGGGCGCAUCAGAGAGAAGGAAAAAAAUAUAGGGUGCUAAAGAACCAGGAACUGGCCGAGCGAAGCAAAAACGGUACAGCCGAGCCAGCAAUGUCCGGCAUGCCUUUGGCGGACAUGUUGCGUGAUCCGAAGAAGACUCUCGAGCGGCUGGUCGGCACUCAAGGUCACUGA
Strongylus vulgaris is the source of this 1005-nucleotide messenger RNA. Lineage: Eukaryota; Metazoa; Nematoda; Chromadorea; Rhabditida; Strongylidae. The record is from the annotation of a GenBank genome assembly.